AUGAACAAUGAGCAACCCUUCACGCAAGCACACGCAGCGACAGCCAAGCUCACGCGGCGCAACAUCGAGAUCAUCUCGGGCCUCGCCGCCGGGUUCGCCACCACGAUAACGACGCACCCGCUCGACGUCAUCAAAGUGCGACUCCAACUCUCGCAUCAAACCGCUUCGGGUUCUUCCCACAAGCCGUUCCAUUCCAUCAGCUCGGUGCUCCGACGGAUCAACCACGACGCCAUUGUGCUGUCGCAGCGGAACCACUGGCUGAGACCAGUCAACCUCAUGUUGGAGGCGUAUCGCGGUCUAGUGCCGAAUCUAGUGGGCAACAUCUCGGCGUGGGGGCUAUAUUUCACCUUGUAUGCCGAGUUCAAGCAACAUGUUCAUUUCGCGAGCGACACCUUGACUUAUUUCACCAGCUCGACUCUUGCGGGCUUAACUACCUCGGUUAUCACGAACCCCAUCUGGGUUUUGAAGACGAGGAUCUUGGGCGAGUCUCGAGGUGAGCCGGGCGCGUAUCGCUCGCUUGCCGAUGGUGUCAGGAAGAUGCUUCGGCGCGAAGGCGUGGCGAGUUUCUGGAAGGGGGCCAUCCCGAGCAUGUUUCAAGUUUUCCAAGCGAGUUUACAAAUUACGAUAUAUGACCAAUUGAAGAACUACCACAUCCGGGGGAAAAAGAAACUGCAGCAGUUGCAUUCGUGGCAGUAUCUAUACAUCUCGGCCACCUCGAAAAUCUUCAGCAGUUUGAUCAUGUACCCGGCGCAAGUUGUCAAAUCUCGGUUACAGAAUAGCCAUGGCGACUUGAGUAUCUUGCAAGUGGUGAAGAACUUGUAUUUUAACGAAGGUGGAUACGCGGCGUUUUACAAAGGGUUGAGUGCGAAUAUCCUCCGAGUGUUGCCUGCUACUUGCAUCACUUUUGUCACUUAUGAAAGUGUCAAAAAGUACUUGACUUUGCAUGUGUGA
Lodderomyces beijingensis is the source of this 951-nucleotide messenger RNA. The record is from the annotation of a GenBank genome assembly. Lineage: Eukaryota; Fungi; Ascomycota; Pichiomycetes; Serinales; Debaryomycetaceae.